This is a messenger RNA of Clonostachys byssicola, 228 nucleotides long. The record is from the annotation of a GenBank genome assembly. NCBI's taxonomy places the organism in Eukaryota, Fungi, Ascomycota, Sordariomycetes, Hypocreales, Bionectriaceae.
AUGAACAUGUAUCUGUGGGGGGUCACAAAGCCAACGAGCGGCUUCUGGUACAAUCUCAACCUGGCAAAAGAUGAGCCCAAACGUCCCUGGAGUCCCGGCGACGCCUUGUUCCUCGUCGACAUCAUACUUGGAGAGGCAGACAAGCAUGGUAGCUCCAUGUACUCGGUCGGGAAGGUCGCUGUGACAAUAUGGACCGACAAUAGGCAUCUCCAGCGCGCGUCGACAUGA